Molecule: messenger RNA, 3918 nt
Organism: Haliaeetus leucocephalus (bald eagle)
Lineage: Eukaryota; Metazoa; Chordata; Aves; Accipitriformes; Accipitridae
Gene: EGF
Product: epidermal growth factor
Exons: 25
Coding region: 70-3828 (1252 amino acids)
Molecular function (GO): calcium ion binding
Source: RefSeq, a predicted model, not a curated record
UCUUGUCCUGGAUAUGACUGAAUACAAGCUAGUUUUUCUCUCGUGACAGUUCAAAAAAACCUCAAGAUUAUGUUUCUCUUCCUUGUCGCUUUUUUGCCAGUGGUUUUUAAAAUUGGUUUUGUCAGCCUCUCAGCUCUGCAGCACUGGAACUGUCCUAAUGGAUACAGAUUAAAGACUGAAAACUCUGCUUGUAUAGAUAUUGAUGAAUGCCUUGAAGGUGGUUUGGGAACCUGUGGCCAAACCUGUAUCAAUGUUCCAGGGUCCUACAUCUGCUCCUGUCAGCCCGGCUACACUUUGGAUAUUGACAAACGGUCUUGCUAUGUGAACGACCCUGCACCAUUCCUACUUUUUAGCCAUGGAAAUGCCAUCUUUAGAAUUGACACUGAGGGGACCAAUCACGAAAGAUUGGUGGCUGAUACUGGUCAGUCAACGCUUAUGGAUUUUCAUUAUACAGAAGAGAAAGUGUAUUGGGUAGACUCUGAAAGGCGACUACUUCAAAGAAUUCACCUGAAUGGCACAAAACGAGAGAGACUAUGUUACAUAGACAAAGGCAUUUCGGGAUUUGUUAUUGACUGGAUAAAUCAAGACAUUCUCUGGGCCAAUAGACAGAAAGCAACCAUAGAAGCAACAGACAUGAAUGGGAAGAAACGCAGAGUUCUUCUAAGAGAUGUUGGUCAUCCCACAAGGAUUACUAUUGAUGCUGAGCAAAGGCUAUUAUUUUGGUCUUCAGAUGGUACAGUUUCCAGCAUACACCGAGUGUCCAUCAGUGGAAGUGAUGUGAGAAAUGUUUUAAGAACCACAGUAAAAAUAAAGGCCAUCUCACUAGAUCUGGUUGACACGAGGAUCUACUGGAUCCAACAUGGCCACGGGAAAGAGAUUUCCCAUAUUGGAUCGUGCAACUAUGAUGGCGGAGCUGUUCGUUUGCUCAAAAAUUCUGCCCGACAUCAAUUGCUUGGUAUGUCUCUCUUUGCUGAGCACCUGUACUAUUCAGAGUUGAAAUCUGGUAUGAUAUGGAGAGCCAACAAGUAUACUGGAAAGGUUGUAGUCACAAUUAGCCUGAAGCCAUCAUUUUUUCCGCCAGUGGAGAUAAAAGUUGUACAUCCAUUUAAACAGCCAGGUGCAAGAACAGAUUCUCAGGAUUUUGAAAAAGGAACCUGUGACUUGAACAAAGAAAAGUGCAGAAGAAGAAUCUGCAGGCCAGACUCAAGGACUCAUCGGUGUAAAUGUUCUAGUGGCUUUAUUUUAAGUCGUAAUAAACAGUUCUGUGAAGAUAUCAAUGAGUGUGGCUUCUGGAAUCAUGGCUGUACUUUGGGCUGUGUGAACAUCCCUGGUUCCUAUUACUGCACCUGCCCGAGAGGUUUUGUUCUGCUGCCUGAUAGAAAAACAUGUCAUGAGCUAAUUUCCUGUACAAGUAACGACACCGAAUGUAGCCAUGGUUGCCUUCAAACAUCUGAAGGGCCUGUUUGCUUUUGUCCUGAAGGAUCUGUACUCAAAGUGGAUGGCAAAGCAUGCACAGGUUGCACAUCUCCAGAUAAUGGUGGCUGUAGUCAGAUAUGUUCUUCUUUAAGCCCAUCCUCCUGGGAGUGUUCUUGUUUUCCUGGAUAUAAGCUUCAGCGAGACAGAAAGCACUGCACUGCUAUAGGUCCUAAGCCAUUUUUGUUAUUUGCAAAUGGCCAAGAUAUCCGCCAGAUCAGUUUUGAUGGAACAGAUUAUGCAAGUUUACUUGACUGGCAGAUGGGAGUAGUCUUAGCACUGGACUCUGACCCGGUGGAAAAUAAGAUUUACUUUGCCCACACCGCCUUGAAAUGGAUAGAACGAGCUAAUCUGGAUGGCUCAAAUCGUGAAAAAGUUAUUCAUGAAGCUAUAGAUAUACCCGAAGGCCUUGCUGUGGACUGGAUUAACCGUAAAUUGUAUUGGACAGACAGAGGGAAGGCAUGCAUUGAAAGGAGCAAUCUGAAUGGAAUGCAAAGAAAAAUGAUCAUCUGGGAGGAUAUCUCCCAACCCCGAGGGAUUGCUGUUCAUCCAUUUGCUAAGAGAUUAUUCUGGACUGACAUGGGGGUCAGUCCCCGGAUUGACAGCUCUUCAUUAGAAGGCAUCGAUCGCCAGGUUAUAGCCCGUACUGGUCUGGUGUGGCCCAGUGGAAUAGCUCUCGACUACUUAGCCAACAAGGUGUACUGGUGUGAUGCUGAGCAGUCGGUGGUUGAGAGUGCAAACCUGGAUGGUUCUGGUCGUCGAAUUCUUGCACAGAAUGAUGUAGGCCACCCUUUUGAUGUAGAGGUGUUUGAGGAUCACCUUUGGUUUUCCGACUGGGCUAGGCCAUCACUAAUGAGGGUGGACAAGAAGACCGGCCAAAACAGGGUACGUCUUCGAGGCAGCAUGCUGAGACCCUCAUCAAUGGUUGUAGUUCAUCCUUUGGCGAAACCAGGGGCAAAUCCUUGCCUUUAUGAGAAUGGAGGCUGUGAUCAGAUCUGUGAAAACAAUUUUGGAGUUGCCCAUUGCAUGUGUCAUCCAGGAUUUGGGAAAACUCGAGAUGGAAAAACCUGUCAUGCUCUGGAUGCUUCCAACACAACAGCAGGAAGCAUCUCUGUGCACGAGGGGGUAGCACCAAUGCCAACACCAGAGACCUUACUCCGGAGCACACAAAGCAGUGGGAUAUUCAAGGAUACAGAGAGUGGGGAAAAGAAGAUCAGCAUUUUGUUGAUGGCUGAAAUCAUGGUAUCAGAUCAAGAUGACUGCACUGCACUAGAAUGUGACGUCAAUGCACAGUGUGUUUUGCUGGAAGAUGGUGCUAUGUGCCAGUGUUUGAAAGGAUUUACCAGGAAGGGGAAAUCGUGCUAUGAUGUUGAUGAGUGUGCUGUAAAUAUGGACCACUGUAAUCGCAAUGUGUCGGGCUGUAUCAAUACGGAAGGGGGCUACGUCUGUAAAUGCCUGGAGGGCUACACUGGAGAUGGAGUCCAUUGCUACGAUAUUGAUGAGUGCAAGACAGGGUCCCACACCUGUGGAGAGAACAUAACCUGCACAAAUACAGAAGGAAACUUCACUUGCUCGUGUGCUGAUGAUGCUUCUGGAACUGGCAUCGGUUGCAAAUCUACUGUGUCCCCCACUGUUGUCAGCAAUGAAUACUCCACACACCCUGUGCAAGGUGAUAUUGUAGGAUGCCCUCCUUCGUACGAGUCAUACUGCCUCCAUGGUGGAGUGUGCAAUUAUGUUUCUGAUCUGCAAGACUAUGCCUGCAACUGUGUGACGGGCUACGUCGGAGAGCGGUGCCAGUUCAGCGAUCUGGAGUGGUGGGAGCAGCAGCAUGCUGAGCGGGUGAAGAUGCGGAACAUCACCAUCACGGUGUGCGUAGCAGUGCUGGUCCUCCUGCUACUGCUGGGGUCCCUGGCUGCCUACUGCCACAGAAGUCAAAACUUGUAUAAGAAGAAUCUCUAUGCAGAAGCGAUAAGAGAUGCCAGCAGCCGCGCUGACAAUGAGAACGUGACACCUACUAGCAACAAGUCUCGGUUUGCGGUUAUUAAGGAGUGUAACAGUUCUCCGGAGACUAAAGCGGUUGAUCUAAUUGAGUGUGAGACAGCAGAUCCUCAUCCUGCCUGUCCUUCAGAAUACGCGGAACAGCCUAUAACAUACGACAAAGCAGCAGAGACUUUGGCAGAAGAGAAGAAAGAACAAGGCUGUCAACAAGAGAUUCCCGUUGGUGAGAAAUCAUGUCAGCCCAUGGGAGCAGCAAAGGGCCCUCCCCAGGCUCCCUGGAGCAUCCCCCCGAAGUCCCUGCUGGAAAGGGAGCCCUGCGAGCUUGCCCCAGCCAGCCUGCUGAUGCAGCCAGACUAGAAGCAGCCUGGGUUUCAGUAGGAAAAGGAGGAAGGAUGAAGUCAGUAGAGAAUGGGAACUCAUGAAACACUGAAGCAACCCUCAUUUUUU